AAUCGUUCCGAUCGCGUAGGUCACCGGAUGUUUGUCUACUCCGCGCACAUGUUGAACCGGCUGUCAUUCUCAACUAUAUUAUUUUCCCGUUACAUCCCCCCUUCUUCGGUCCUAACCCACAGAAGCCUCUCCAGCUCCCGGUUUAGCACGAAUAUGGAGAGAUGCGUGGUGAGGUGCGUGCCGCGCGAGUCCAAACUGACCAUCUCGUUCAGUCUAAACGGCAGCAAUAAACAGAUGCUGAGAGAGCAGGCGGAGCCGCUGGGCAAAGCCUUGGCUCGAAUAGCCAACAGCAUCGUCAAGGGACAAAACAAAGCGAAAAAAUCCAAGCCGAACAAAGAAAAAAGCUGCGCUCCUGCAGACGCGGAAAAGGCAGAGAUCGCCCUGCGCGUGAACGACGCGCCCGUUCCGGAGGACACCGUGAACGCGGACGCGUGGCUGGACGGAGCCGUGCUGCAUGUCGGGGACUUUAAGUAUAAAGUAGAGCUGAAUCCUCCCACAUUCACGGUGUGCGAGCUCCCAACCUCUAUAAUGGCUGGGUUCCCGGUGUGUCCCAAGCUGGAGAUGGAGUUUGGAGAUCUGAGGGACUCCGAGUUCAGGUGGUUCAAGGAGAGCUCUCCUAACGCGCUUGUGAGUGGAGAUGGAGACUGCUGGAAGGAGGCUGGACGCGGACGCGUGUUCACGCCGUCCAACCUGGACAUCGGUCUGAGGGUGAUGCUCGAUUGCACGCCUGGGAACGGAUCCAGGUUGGGAGAACCUAAGAAACUGGUCUCCUCGGGCCCGGUGGAAGCCGGUCCAGGAACGUGCACCUUCGAUAACAGGCACAUGUACACUCAGAAGGUCACCGACGGGUCCUCGCUGAGGGUCGUGUCCUACAACAUCCUGGCCGACAUCUACGCUCAAACCGAUCUUUCCAAAACGGUCCUGUACCCUUACUGCGCGCCGUACGCUUUGGAGAUGGACUACAGGCAGAAUCUGAUCAAGAAGGAGCUGUCCGGGUACAACGCCGACAUCGUUUGCCUCCAGGAGGUGGAUAAAGUGGCUUUCGCUGAUAGUUUGUCUCCUGCCUUGGAUGCGUUUGGGUUGGAUGGGGUUUUUCGGAUCAAGGAGAAGCAGCAUGAAGGUCUGGCCACGUAUUUCAGGAGGUCUAAGCUGAAGAUGCUCGGGAGGUACGAUAUUAUGCUGAGCGAGGCUUUGGCGACGGAUGCUCUUCAUCGGGAGCUGCUGGAGAAAGUGUCCGGCAAUCCCAGCUUGAAGGAGAAGAUUGAAAGCAGGUCAACGAUGCUGCAGGUGACCGUCUUGCAGUCGUUGUGUGACCCGUCGAGGAUAAUAUGCGUGGGAAACACACACCUGUACUGGCACCCUAAAGGAGGAAACGUUCGACUGGUUCAGAUAGCAGUGGCCCUCCGACACAUGAAGCAGGUGGUGUCGGAAAAGCAUCCCGGAGCCGGGCUCAUAUUCUCGGGUGAUUUCAACAGCACGCCCUCGUCCGGUCUCUUCCAGCUCGUCUGUGAGGGGUCGGUCUCGGAGGAUCACGAGGACUGGGGCUCCGGUGGGCCCGAGGAGCGGAUCCGGGCGGGACUGAUGAACCCGUUCCGGCUGGUCAGCGCUUGUGGAGCCCCGGCUUUCACCAACUACGUCGGAGGCUUCCAGGGGUGUCUGGACUACGUGUUUGUGGAGCCGCAUGCUCUGCGGGUGGAGCAGGUGAUCCCUCUGCCCGGCCUUCAGGAGGUCACGACCUGCGUGGCGCUGCCGAGCGUCUCGCACCCGUCCGAUCACAUCGCGCUGGUCUGUGACCUCGAGUGGAAGUGAAACCAUCGCGAACAGUGUGCGUUCCGGCAACGGCGCUUUCGACGGUUUUAGCUUCUCAGCGAUGGGGUGUAGCGAUAAGUCCAUCGCGGUUCUCUCCGAAAUCGAUUCUGAGCUUGGUUUUAACGGCUGGCUUUUGGUUCCUGGCGCGCGCCACUUAAACCUAAAAUAAUCAUUCAUAAAGUUCUCGAAUGACAGGUGGAUCGUGUUUGCGUUAAUCUCUUGUUAUAAAAGCAUUUAACCGCUCAGUCAUUCAUGAGCACUUAAAAACUAGCCUAGAACGCCAUCUGCUGUUGAAAACUAAGUUUAGAAUCGAUUAGGAAAUCGAUUAAUCGAUUUAACCCUGCUGAUUACAGCAUUGUUUAUAUUUAUCACACAGCUUCAUUCUCAUUUGUACAAAUUAAUAUUUAUGAUGAGUUAUUGUGUGAUGUUUAUAUAUACUGAAGCAAGAUGUAUUUGCAGUAUGUGACUUUAAAUUCAUUUAGCAUUUUGUGAUUUUUGCUUUAACCAUGCCUUUCAAACGCUUUAGGAAUAGUUCCUUUACGAUAUGUCUGUUCGUCAGAUUUGGAGAAGAUGCAAACUCGCUCGCCAAGGCAGUGAAUGGGUGCCGCCAGGAGUCUGAACAGCCGAUAAAAACACAGUAAUCCACAGCGGUGGUGUCUCGUGAAGCCAAAAGCUGUGUGUUUCAAACAAAUCCAUCAUUAAUGCACAAGAAAUUUAAACCAUUGCUUACAGCUAAAAUGAGCCCAUGAAAAAAAAAAAAAAAAAAAAAAAAAUCGAUCUCCUGUUGUCUUUCAGAACCGGUUUGAUUGUAAACAGUGCUUGAUUUUUUGCGUAUUUCUCCUGAUUCAGACUCCGCUGGAGGAAGCGUCGUGGAUUAUCGCCUCGUUUUAGCUGUAAGCAACGGCUUAAAUUUCAAGUGCAUCGACGGAUUUGUUUUAAUCGUGCAGGUCCACGAGACAUUCACUGAUGGACUGGAGUGCUGUGGAUUAGCGACGUUUUUAUCAGCUCUUCAGACUCUCAUUUUGACGGCACCCAUUCACCGCAGAGCAUCCAUUGGUGAGAUUUGCAAUGCUACGUUUGUCCAAAUCUGAAGAAACCAAAUCACCUAAAUCUUGGAUGGCCUGAGGGUGAGUGCAUCUUCAGUUUUAAGCAAUGUUAAUCGCACAAAAUAUAUUUUUAAAGCAUUAAA
Puntigrus tetrazona (Sumatra barb) is the source of this 2998-nucleotide messenger RNA. It is a transcript of the gene pde12, whose product is annotated as phosphodiesterase 12. The record is from RefSeq and is a predicted model, not a curated record. Gene Ontology annotation, cellular component: mitochondrion. Gene Ontology annotation, biological process: nuclear-transcribed mRNA catabolic process, deadenylation-dependent decay. Gene Ontology annotation, molecular function: 3'-5'-RNA exonuclease activity. The transcript is spliced from 3 exons. The coding region runs from base 28 to 1809 and encodes 593 amino acids. NCBI's taxonomy places the organism in Eukaryota, Metazoa, Chordata, Actinopteri, Cypriniformes, Cyprinidae.